Molecule: messenger RNA, 1299 nt
Organism: Necator americanus (New World hookworm)
Lineage: Eukaryota; Metazoa; Nematoda; Chromadorea; Rhabditida; Ancylostomatidae
Exons: 12
Coding region: 1-1299 (432 amino acids)
Biological process (GO): proteolysis
Molecular function (GO): metalloendopeptidase activity
Source: RefSeq, a predicted model, not a curated record
AUGGGCUUUGGCGGUGUGCUGGACGACAGCACCUUUUUGCAAUGUAUGGGAAGCUUUCGCCAUAUAGCAGUGCAGAUGACUGUCAUUCGAAAUGGUACAGAAGUGAUGGAGAAGAAAGGUCUGGAUCUGGAGCACGACUGUCAUUUUCAGGGUACUGUUUCAUCACACGGCGGAGUACCUGUUGCAAUAUCGGAUUGCCGCUCAUUAAUGGGUACUCUAGUAAUGAACGAUCACUUCGUCGUUUUGCAAUCCAUCCCUCACCGACUUCAACAUCACUGUUCUGGAGAGCACUUUGUAUUCAAACGCUCUCCGAGUCUACUAACGAAGUUCGAGCGCAAUGUUGAGGAAGAUGUCAUAAGAUUGAACGAGAUCAACGAGCCUUUCUGUGACACCAGUGAAAGUACGGAUGAUUCGAUCGCAGCGAAAAUCCUUUCCCUCAACUACACGGUACCCUCGUCAGCAAAUUUGGACUCACCAUUCGUUUUUCCGAACAUGGACCCCAUCACCUUAGAAAUCGGUCUAUUUCUCGAUUCUCAAUUAUUUGAACACUUUCAAAGAGAAUACGUCCAAGACGCUGAACAACACUUAUUAGAUUUCUCGCUAGCACUUAUCAAUAACGUUCACGUUCUUUACCAGCAGCCAACACUUUCGCCUAAUCUGGAGAUCGUCAUAGUAAGAUUUGAAAUGUGGAAGUCACAACCGAGCAACUUAGCAACAUUCGUUCACAAGAACGGCCAAGCUCAGAGCUUACUAGAUGCGUUCUGUCGCCAUCAAGCACAUAUCAAUCCUGGAACUGACCUAACUGAUGUCGGACACUGGGAUCAUGGUGUUUUGCUCACAGGUUACGAUAUAUAUCACACAACUGCCUCUGUGGCCGGUGUGGCGCCAGUUGCAAGGAUGUGCGAUCAACUGUUUGCAUGCUCUUUGGUUGAAGGCCUACAUUUAGGCAGAUCAUUUGUACUUGCACAUGAGAUGGGGCACAAUAUGGGCAUGGUUCAUGAUGGAGUGCAAAAUCAGUGCAGUAAAUCUUGUUGUCUCAUGUCUGCUGUGAAUGGCGCUGGUAAAACAACAUGGUCGCAAUGUUCGGUUCGAGAGUUCAACGCUUUUUUGUUACAGCUGGACGAGUCCGGAAAGGGCAAUUGCUUGCGUGACGGUUCUCCUGGGCUGUUGGGGCGCAAUCAUCUUCAAGACGGAAGGGCUCCCGGUCAAAGGUUUACAGCUGAUCAGCAGUGUGCGUAUUUUUGGGGUCGUGAUUACAAAGUUGAAAUACCAAGCGGUCGGUCGAUGGAGGUGUGGUAA